AUGGAACAGCCGUCGACCUCAAUGCUACGCCAGUUCGAGGAGCCGGCCGUCGUGGGUCUGCAGCCCUGGCAGACCGUGGAGGCGGUUAUCAGCGGCAAGCACUUCGGUAUUGCAGGCAGUCCCUUCGCGGUGCUGAACAUGGGAAACGCCUUAUUUCCGACUCCCAAGGGGAUGAUGCAGAUCACCUUUAACGGACAGCAGAUCGCGCAUCUGAUGCGGGUGUUCGGAGGAAUGCAAUGGUGCCGAUUCACUUUGAAUCUUGGGAGCAUUUGA
Messenger RNA from Aspergillus uvarum CBS 121591, 273 nucleotides. RefSeq lists its product as uncharacterized. The record is from RefSeq and is a predicted model, not a curated record. The coding region runs from base 1 to 273 and encodes 90 amino acids. The transcript has 2 exons. NCBI's taxonomy places the organism in Eukaryota, Fungi, Ascomycota, Eurotiomycetes, Eurotiales, Aspergillaceae.